AUGAGCUGGAAGAUUUCUCCUGAGCCCCUCAACUACAGUGUGAAUGCUUUGCCGCUGGCUGGAAACCUCAGCUCGGUGACCUGCCACUCUGACAGCAGCAGCUGUAGUCUGACUGGUCUUCGGUGUGGAUGGAUGUAUAAUGUCUCAGUCAAAGCCUCUUCCGGCAGCUGCAGCGGACCAUGGAGCACCCCACAAACUGUUCAAACAGCACCCUGCCCCCCACAGGGUAUAACAGCAGUGGCACACUGUGGCACACACUCUUUAACGGCCUCCUGGAACUCAUCUCUUGGUGCCACCACCUACACAACAACAGUGACGGGCCCCGAUGGCUUCUCUGACACCUGCUCCUCAUCAAACCUCACAUGCUCUGUCUCUGGCCUGCAGUGUGCCAGUCAGUACAAUGUCACGGUAACAUCUGAAGACGGCCAAUGCACCAGCGCUCCCAGUCGAACUGUUAUUAUGACAGGACCAUGCGACCCCGUCAAUGUGACCAGCAACCUCAGGUGUGGCUCCGACAUGGCCACAGUGUCCUGGGUUGCCGCUGCUGGCGCUAAAGCCUACACUGUAGUUGCUCAGGACAGCAGCUCCUGA
Paralichthys olivaceus (Japanese flounder) is the source of this 591-nucleotide messenger RNA. The record is from RefSeq and is a predicted model, not a curated record. NCBI's taxonomy places the organism in Eukaryota, Metazoa, Chordata, Actinopteri, Pleuronectiformes, Paralichthyidae.